Messenger RNA from Cinclus cinclus, 2356 nucleotides. RefSeq names its product SEC14 like lipid binding 1 (gene SEC14L1). The record is from RefSeq and is a predicted model, not a curated record. Gene Ontology annotation, biological process: negative regulation of RIG-I signaling pathway. NCBI's taxonomy places the organism in Eukaryota, Metazoa, Chordata, Aves, Passeriformes, Cinclidae. Gene Ontology annotation, cellular component: cytoplasm; cytosol. Gene Ontology annotation, molecular function: RIG-I binding. Bases 55 to 2205 code for a protein of 716 amino acids. The transcript has 17 exons.
GGGAGAGCGCGGCCGGCUCCGAGCGGUUUGAGUUGAUCUCACUAAACUGCAGCCAUGGUGCAGAAGUACCAGUCCCCUGUACGGGUGUAUAAACACCCUUUUGAGUUAAUUAUGGCUGCAUAUGAAAGAAGGUUUCCUACGUGCCCUCUGAUCCCCAUGUUUGUAGCCAGUGACACAGUAAACGAGUACAAGAGUGAGGAUGGGGCCGUCCACGUGAUUGAGCGGCGCUGCAAGCUGGACAUCGAUGCACCACGGCUGCUGAAAAAGAUUGCAGGAGUGGAUUACGUCUACUUUGUCCAGAAGAACUCUCUGAACAGGAGAGAAAGGACUCUGCACAUAGAAGCCUACAAUGAAACCUUCUCUAACAGAGUCAUCAUUAACGAGCACUGCUCCUACACAGUUCACCCUGACAAUGAAGAUUGGACCUGUUUUGAACAGUCAGCAAGUCUGGAUAUCAAAUCUUUUUUUGGUUUUGAAAGCACAGUGGAAAAGAUUGCCAUGAAACAAUACACCAGCAAUAUUAAAAAGGGAAAGGAAAUAAUAGAGUACUACCUGAAGCAGCUGGAGGAAGAAGGAAUAACUUUUGUCCCUCGCUGGGCUCCUCCGGUUGCAUGUAAAUCAGAGAGCAGCACAUCCCACCCAAGGAGACCAGUGUCACCUGCCAUUAAUAUCCCAGAAUCUGCCACAAAGGAGGGCUUGAGCAACAAGGAGAUCCUCAACACCUCCAGCAGCCCCUCGGAGCCCACUGCGGGAACACCUGAUGCUGAUAAGUUGGAUGCAGAUUACAUCAAGAGGUACCUGGGGGACCUGACCCCGAUGCAGGAGAGCUGCCUCAUCCGCCUGCGGCAGUGGCUCCAAGAGACGCACAAAGGCAAAAUCCCAAAGGAUGAACACAUUUUAAGAUUCCUGCGUGCCCGGGACUUCAACAUCGACAAAGCAAGAGAGAUCCUUUGCCAGUCCCUGACGUGGCGUAAGCAGCACCAGGUGGAUUAUAUUCUGGACACCUGGAAUCCUCCCCAAGUGCUCCAGGAUUACUAUGCAGGAGGCUGGCAUCACCAUGACAAAGACGGGCGCCCGCUGUACGUGCUGAGGCUGGGCCAGAUGGACACCAAGGGCCUGGUGCGAGCGCUGGGGGAGGAGGCCUUGCUGCGCUACGUUCUUUCAAUAAAUGAAGAAGGGCUGAGGCGAUGUGAGGAGAAUACAAAAGUAUUUGGCAGGCCAAUAAGCUCUUGGACCUGUCUAGUAGAUCUGGAAGGUUUGAACAUGAGGCAUUUAUGGAGACCUGGUGUCAAGGCCUUGCUGAGAAUCAUCGAGGUGGUUGAAGCUAAUUACCCUGAGACCUUGGGUCGUCUGCUUAUCCUAAGAGCACCUCGAGUUUUCCCAGUUCUCUGGACACUGGUUAGUCCAUUCAUAGAUGACAACACUAGAAAGAAAUUCCUUAUUUAUGCUGGAAAUGACUACCAGGGUCCUGGAGGACUGCUGGAUUACAUUGAUAAAGAAAUUAUCCCUGACUUUCUUGGCGGAGAGUGCAUGUGUGAAGUACCAGAGGGUGGGCUGGUUCCCAAGUCCCUCUACCGGACAGCAGAAGAGUUGGAAAAUGAAGACAUCAAGCUUUGGACUGAAACAAUCUACCAGUCUGCAAGUGUCUUCAAAGGAGCUCCACAUGAGGUUCUCAUCCAGAUCGUGGACGCCUCGUCGGUGAUCACGUGGGAUUUUGACGUGUGCAAGGGCGACAUUGUUUUUAACAUCUUCCAUUCCAAAAGAGCCCCACAGCCUCCCAAAAAGGACUCUCUGGGAGCUCACAGCAUUACAUCUCCUGGUGGGAACAACGUCCAGUUGAUAGACAAAGUAUGGCAGCUGGGCCGUGACUACAGCAUGGUGGAGUCUCCCCUGAUCUGCAAAGAAGGGGAGAGUGUACAGGGCUCUCACGUGACCAGGUGGCCUGGCUUCUACAUUUUACAGUGGAAAUUCCACAGCAUGCCUGCCUGUGCUACAACCAACCUGCCUCGUGUGGAUGAUGUGCUGGCAUCUCUACAGGUGUCCUCUCACAAAUGUAAAGUGAUGUACUAUACAGAAGUGAUAGGAUCUGAAGAUUUCAGGGGAUCUAUGACCAGCCUUGAAUCAAGUCACAGUGGAUUCUCCCAGCUCAGUGCUGCCACCACCUCCUCUAGCCAGUCCCAUUCCAGCUCCAUGAUUUCCAGGUAGUGCCACAACAGCUCAAAAGCAAAUGGAUGUGAUGGCUGGACCCUCGCCCAUGGCAGCUGACUGCAAUACAGCAUAUUCAACUGGCAAUUGUGCAAAAAAACCCCACCCCAAAAAGCCUUUUAUAGAUAGUAAAGUAGCUGUUUGAAUUUUA